AUGGAAAUGUUGGAUCUCUCAAAAAAUCAAUUGGCGGGGGAGAUCCCUAGUUGGAUUUGGGGAACACAACUUGAGUAUUUGAACCUCUCAUUUAAUCGUCUGACAGAUGUGCAAAAGCCUUACCGUAUGUCUGCUUCUCUUAUAGAGUUAUAUUUGCACUCUAACCAGCUUAGGGGCGAAUUGCACUUGCCCAUUCCACUUCCUUCUAAACUCUCGUACUUGUCUAUUGCUAAUAACAGUUUAAGUGGAUCAAUUCCAACCUCCCUCUGCAAUGCCAUACACCUCGAAGUUCUUGACUUGUCUAAAAACAAACUUAGUGGUGGCAUACCCCCUUGCGUACUUCAAAACAUUACCAUAUUCCAGAUGGGGCAGAACAACCUCAGCGGCAUUAUUCUAGACAAUUUUUCUGUAGAUUGUAAGCUAAUACAUUUCAAUCUUAACAAUAAUACUUUAGAAGGAAGGAUCCCAAGUGAUGAGUGCUGCAAGUGGCCCGGUGUGGAAUGUGAUGCUUCUGGCUACGUCAUCAGUUUGCAGCUCCAUGAGGAGGCCAUAUCUGGUGGAAUUGGGGAAUCGACGAGUCUCUUCAAAUUUAAAUAUAUGCGGGAGCUUAACCUCGCCUACAUUGACAUGAGCUACUACACUAAUCGCAUUCCAAAAGGUAUUGUCAAUCGGACCUAUAUGACACACUUGGAUUUGUCAUAUGCUAGUUUUGGUGGGCAGAUUCCUUCUGAAAUUUUAUCCUUAAAGAGAUUGGCUUAUCUCGACACCUCCGGCUUCCCUAAAACAUUAGUUCUUGAGAAGCCAAAUUUAGAGAUGCUUGUCCAAAAUCUAACGGGGCUUAGAGAGCUCUAUCUUGACGGUGUCAACAUCACUUCCUCUGACGAAAGGAGAAAAUGGAGCCACAUUAUAUCAUCACAUCUACCCAACCUCACCUCUUUAGGAUUGUCUUCUUGUGAUCUACUUGGCCCUCUGGCGAAGUCGUUCGCGCAACUCCAUUCCCUCUCGUUUCUUGAACUAUCCUUCAACGAUCUUUCAGCAGUAGCAGUUCUGGACUAG
Salvia hispanica is the source of this 1056-nucleotide messenger RNA. NCBI's taxonomy places the organism in Eukaryota, Viridiplantae, Streptophyta, Magnoliopsida, Lamiales, Lamiaceae. The record is from RefSeq and is a predicted model, not a curated record.